UUGGCUAAAAUGAAACCACUGACUUGGGCGGAAGUGACAUGUGUCGGAUGGAUAUGCAAGUGCCGGUGUAGUACUUCAUUCUUCCUUUUCUUCCGUGGCCGCCGUUGAGUUAGGAGCGUGGUUCCUGGCGUGCCGUGAAAACUUACUAAAAUGGCUUGCGCCCGACCGUUAGUAUCGGUCUACUCCGAGAAAGGGGAGACCACUGGCAAAAAUGUGGUUAUGCCUGCAGUGUUCAGGGCUCCCAUCCGCCCUGAUAUUGUGAAUUUUGUGCACACCAACAUGCGCAAGAACAAGCGCCAGCCCUAUGCUGUAAGCGAACUGGCUGGUCACCAGACCAGCGCCGAGUCCUGGGGCACAGGAAGAGCUGUGGCCCGUAUCCCCCGUGUGCGCGGUGGUGGCACCCACCGCUCCGGACAGGGUGCUUUCGGAAAUAUGUGUCGUGGUGGUCGCAUGUUUGCCCCCACAAAGACCUGGCGCCGUUGGCACCGCAGAAUCAACGUUAACCAGAAGCGUUAUGCCAUCUGCUCUGCCCUGGCCGCCUCUGCUCUGCCUGCCCUGGUCAUGGCCAAAGGUCACCGCAUUGAGGAGAUUCCUGAAGUCCCAGUUGUCGUUGAUGAUAAAGUUGAAGGAUACAAGAAGACUAAGGAAGCUGUGCUUCUCUUGAAGAAGCUUAAGGCAUGGAAUGACAUCAAGAAGGUUUACGCCUCUCAGCGUAUGCGUGCCGGUAAGGGUAAGAUGAGGAACCGAAGGCGUAUCCAGCGUAAAGGACCAUGCAUCAUCUUCAAUGAAGACAACGGUGUGACACGAGCUUUCAGAAAUAUCCCUGGCGUAACACUGCAGUCUGUGAGCAGACUGGACCUGUUAAAGCUUGCUCCAGGUGGACACGUCGGACGCUUUUGCAUUUGGACCGAGGGUGCCUUCCGCAAGCUGGAUGACCUCUACGGCACUUGGCGCAAAGCUUCCACCCUUAAAGUGGACUACAACUUGCCCAUGCACAAAAUGAACAACACAGAUCUGAACAGAAUCAUCAAGAGUGAGGAAGUCCAGAAGGCACUUCGUCCUGCUAACCUCAAGAUUAAUCGCAGAGUGUUCAAGAAGAACCCUCUGAAGAACCUGAGAGUGAUGAUGAAGCUCAACCCCUACGCCAAGACUGCACGUCGCCGUGCUAUCCUGGAACACAACCCUGACAUCAAGGCUAAGAUGCUGAAACCCAAGAAGAAGAGGGUUGUGAAGAAGACCAAGGCCAAGAAGCCUGCAGCUGCUCCGGCUCAAGCUUAAGGCUCAUAAACAGACUAUGGAGUUCAGAAAUGCUUUUCAAAUAAAACAACUGUUGAAAAUUGAUAAA
This is a messenger RNA of Ctenopharyngodon idella (grass carp), 1345 nucleotides long. RefSeq names its product ribosomal protein L4 (gene rpl4). Gene Ontology annotation, molecular function: structural constituent of ribosome; RNA binding. The coding region runs from base 151 to 1278 and encodes 375 amino acids. The transcript has 10 exons. Gene Ontology annotation, cellular component: ribosome; cytosolic large ribosomal subunit. Lineage: Eukaryota; Metazoa; Chordata; Actinopteri; Cypriniformes; Xenocyprididae. Gene Ontology annotation, biological process: translation. The record is from RefSeq and is a predicted model, not a curated record.